UGCCCAAGGACCCUGCAAUUCAGCCUUCCCACGCAGAGACACCAGGGAGCCCCAGCCAAUUGCUCUUGACUCCUCAGCUAGCUGCGUACCGCCAGCGGCUUAUGGGACACUGUCCUGCCCACCUCUGCUAAGAUGCUCCUGGCCUCUCCCUCCGCCCCGUCCAGGGGACGGACCCCCAGCGCCGUGGAGAGGCUGGAGGCCGACAAAGCCAAGUACGUCAAGACGCACCAGGUGAUAGCGCGGAGACAGGAGCCAGCCCUGAGAGGGGGUCCUGGUCCGCUCACCCCACAUCCCUGCAAUGAGCUGGGGCCGCCUGCAUCGCCCAGGACGCCCGGGCCCGCCCGCCGGGGCAGUGGCAGGCGACUGCCGAGGCCUGACUCCCUCAUCUUCUACCGCCAGAAGCGGGACUGCAAGGCUUCCGUGAACAAAGAAAACGCCAAGGGCCAGGGGCUGGUGCGGCGCCUCUUCCUGGGCGCCCCCCGGGACGCCGCCCCCAGCAGCCCAGGCCCCACAGAGCGACCCGCGGCGGCUCCCGGGGGUUGGGCCUCUCCCCAAGAUGCCCCGGAAGCGGCGGGAAAGCGGGCGCUGUGCCCCACGUGCUCGCUGCCCCUGUCGGAGAAGGAGCGCUUCUUCAACUACUGCGGCCUGGAGCGCGCGCUGGUGGAGGUGCUGGGCGCCGAGCGCUUCUCUCCGCAGAGCUGGGGCGCCGACGCCAGCCCCCAGACUGCAGCGUCGCCGCCGCCCGGCUCCGGGGACGCCAGCGACUGGACGUCCAGCGACCCGGACGCGGACCGCGCGGGCGGCGGCGGCGGCGGGGGCGGCUCGGCGGCGGCGGGCUCGGCGCGGGACGGGCGCCCCCAGGUGUCGGUGGUGGAGCGCAACGCGCGCGUCAUCCAGUGGCUGUACGGCUGCCAGCGCGCCCGCGGCCCGCCGCGCGAGUCCGACGUGUGACCGCGGCCGCUCGGGGGCCGGAUCCCGGACGGUCCGGGACGCGGGGCUGCGCUCGGGGGGACCGGCAGGGACGCCCCGCCUCUGACGCGCACGGCGCCCUCGGCUUCUCCCUCGGAACCUUGGCGAGAUGGGACACGAUGACCCCGAAGGCUCUUCCCAGCGCAGGCGGCGGAGGGGAAGGGAGCGGCCUGGUGGCCCCUGUGGAGGCCCUGUCUGGGGAGUG
Messenger RNA from Cynocephalus volans (Philippine flying lemur), 1174 nucleotides. It is a transcript of the gene FAM110D, whose product is annotated as family with sequence similarity 110 member D. Lineage: Eukaryota; Metazoa; Chordata; Mammalia; Dermoptera; Cynocephalidae. The record is from RefSeq and is a predicted model, not a curated record. Bases 133 to 951 code for a protein of 272 amino acids. The transcript has 2 exons.